Camelus dromedarius (Arabian camel) is the source of this 7887-nucleotide messenger RNA. It is a transcript of the gene PTGER2, whose product is annotated as prostaglandin E receptor 2. Gene Ontology annotation, cellular component: plasma membrane. Gene Ontology annotation, biological process: positive regulation of cytosolic calcium ion concentration; cellular response to prostaglandin E stimulus; adenylate cyclase-activating G protein-coupled receptor signaling pathway. The transcript has 2 exons. The record is from RefSeq and is a predicted model, not a curated record. Lineage: Eukaryota; Metazoa; Chordata; Mammalia; Artiodactyla; Camelidae. Gene Ontology annotation, molecular function: prostaglandin E receptor activity. Bases 4884 to 5927 code for a protein of 347 amino acids.
AAAACACACCCUAUGUGGCAACAAUAUUUAAUAUCAGAUCAAAUUGUGGGAUAUGUCUGUAUAUCCCCAUGUAAUAAAAACAAACCACAUUUUUAUCUGCUUUUUUUCAAAACAAAUUUUUAUUGAAUUAUAGUUGCUUUACAAUGUCAUGUUAGUUUCAGGUGUACAGCAAAGUGAUUCAGUUAUAUAUAUAUUACAUAUAUAUAUAUUCUUUUUCAUAUUCUUUUCCAUAAUAGGUUAUUACAAGAUACUGAAUAUAGUUCCCUGUACUAUACAGUACGGCCUUGUUUAUCUGUUUUGCUGCUGUCUUUCUUAAGUCAGUACUCUUCUCCCUCCUACUUCUCCUGGAUUUGAUGUGAGAAUGUUGGAGAGAAGAAAAAGAGGAAACUCAGGGGCAGUGGGGCUCUGGGAGUUCUCAGUUUGUGAUACUGUGUAUUGGGUCCAGGGGGCAGCUACCAGAGAUAGAAGAAUGGGAGUAGCUGAAACUUCGGGGCAAAAGCUGACUCAUUUUUACCCCUUUUUAAAAUUUUGUCAAGUGCUGGCUUCUGACAGUGAGGAAGUAAUUAGGAACUCAAAGUAUGAUAGUAUGGUCAAGAAAUAGACUUUUCUAUGGGUAAUACUUUUCAUUUUAAUCUUGAUGAAAAUAAAGCUAUUAUGUUAAAUACAGUGAAAAUUUUCCUUCCUGCCAUUAGUGGAGUGACUCAUUUGAUCUAAGCCCUUGGGCUAAUAAGCAGUGUGUAGAUUUACCUUUCUGAUGUUUCCUGUCUGAGGACAAGAGAACUGUUGUACUCUCACAUCCAUUGGUAAAGUACUUUUUAUUGACUCAGGGUUUUGCAAAGACUUUAUCAAGUUGUUUCUCAAACAACCCCAUGAGGAUGUAAUAAGUCCCACCAAGCCCUGGUUACACACACAUGCCUACAUGAAUGCAAAUAGAGCCAGAUACUAAUUUGACUGAUAUUAACUUAUGUAUUUUUUGCCCAGUACUUCCUGAUAUCCCAGACCUUUCCCUGGUUUUAGCAGCAGCAUCUAGGGAAUUCUGCACUGACUGCCUCAGGGAAAGAAUAUUAUUGACAGGUAUCAACUAUUAGUUGAUGACUUUUGAAAGGCAAGAGCCAGACCACAGGAGAUGAGGAGGAUCAAAGUUUCACCAUUUCUCCCCCAACUAAUUCCACAGGCUGCGAAGGAAGGAAGGUGAAGUUCAAGAGAACAAGGAGAGCUUAGAUGUUAACACAGGGGUUUCCUAGAUAAGGUUGUACCACCAAUCUCAGACAGGUAUGAAGGAUCUGAGAGCAUUAAAAAACCCAUGCUUCACUUCUUGGGUAGAAACAGGGCAAGCAUCAGGGAAUGAGGAUUCUCUAAGCCUCAUGUGGUAUAGAAGGAGUGAGAAUAGUUCCCAGGAGCACAGAAGUCACAAUGGCAUGAAGAGAAAGGUAACCAGAUGUGAUUCACAUCACUCAGAUUCACUCUUUAUUCUGCAACUCCAAACUGCUGUAAGUUUUAGUUUUAGAAUUUCCAUUUAGUUCUUUUUUAUAGUUUCCAUUUCUUUACUAAGAUUCUCUACCUGCCCACUCACAAUUUCCCUUAAUUUUUGGAACAACUUUCAAAGUUAGUUUCUAUUGCCUGCUUUUUUUGUUUUUGACCCUUCUGUUGACUUUUCUGUUCCCACCUUUAUGAGGAGGGACUUCUUGGUCACGGUAGUGUCAGAAUUGGGUUAAGCAAUGACACUAACUUAGAUACCAAGGACCUAAGGUAAAAGCAAUCACUUUAAGUGGGGCAGGACACCUCAUUAGAAAUGGUGCCUAAUGUGUGAUGAUUUCCAGUCUUCAAAUAAAAAGGACAGUUGCAAAAGCCUUGUGAAAACGGCAGGGGUGGCUUCUCCAGUCUUCUUGAUCAGUCUCAAGAAACUGACAGGACCUUCCCACUCACUAGGGAGUAGAACUGGAAGAGAACUGAAAACAUUAGCAUUUAACCCCCUGCCUUCUACCAAGUAGAACAGACUCCCCCAUUGAUUAAUCUUUUUCCAAAUUAAAAGCACCUUUCUUGCAUUUCCUGAUAUAAAGGUGAUACAUACUUAGAAAAAUCAGCCAAAACAGGAAGGCAUAAAGAAUAAAGUGCUACCCAGAGAAAUUACCAUUAGUAUUUUGCUGAACAUCCUUCAAGAUGCUGCUCUGUGAAAAUACUCAUGCAUAUAAUUUUAUGUGAAUGGAAUAACAUACAUGCUUUUAACUCAAUACAUGGUAAAGAUCAUUAUCAGUAAAUAUAGAUCAACAGCAUCCUUUUUAAUGACUGUCUAUUGUGUGGCAUAGGUUUACCAAGAUUUAUUAAACCAAUCCUCAAUAGAAGGACACUGAGUUCUAGAUUCUUGCAGUGAGGAACAUUAUUUCUGCUUUCUCUGUGUAUGUAUAACAUCUCUGUGUACUUGUCAGAUUAUGUCUCCUUGAGGCAGUACAUUUCUAUAACAUUAUUUCUGGGCUGUAGCAUAUUCAACAGGCUUGAUUUCUGGACCUAUGAGGCAGUGUGGUGACUUUGUACUAUGUCAACUCACCUAAGCAGGAUCUGUUUUCCAGAAUCCUGCAUGGUUUCGGGUUAGCAUUUGGCCCAUGAGGAAAAUGUUGAAUGAACUUUACAAGGCAGAGGCUAUGGUUUUCACACCUGAAGGACAGCGCAGGGGUCCAGGCAUGGUGGUAACUCUAGCACGUUGUGGCUGAUCCACUGGCUCCCCUUGCUGUCAUAAGGCAGCACCCAGACUCCAGCUCCUGCCAGAUCUUCAGUUUCUUCAUGUCCUAAGCCAAGUGCAUGUGCAGCUCCAUGCAGGGUGCCAGCUUCUCCUGCAGUGCAUCUGCAUUAUCCAUGUUGGAAGUAGUGAGAGUCUUUGAAGAUUCCAGUUGUUCAUGAAUUUCAGUUUGUCCCCACAAGUUCUAAUUCUGUUCUUACUCUCAUAUAUGUCCAGCUUUCUAUCCUGACUGCCUCUAGCUGAUCUAUGGUGACUUCAAGCUCAACAUCAGAACCAGAGACAGCAAACAGCCUAGCAUAGACUCCUCCACCUUCUCCCACCAUCGUGUAAGGUCUAAAGCAGCCCUGUCCAGCAGAACUUCUGUAGUGAUGCAAGUAUUUUCUAAGUGAGCUGCCCAAAUAUGGUAACCACUAGUCCCCAUGUGAGUCUUUAGCACUUGAAAUGUACUUAGUGCAAGUGAGAAACUAAAUUUUCACUCUUAUUUAAUUUUAAUUCAUUUAAAUUUAAAUAGCCACAAGUGGCUGCCAUAUUGAACAGCACAAGUCUAGUGCCUAAGAAUAAAACACUCAUUCGUUAUCAGAGUGGUUCUGUUUCUCCACUUGAAUCUGACGGAUACAGGCAGCAGCUGCUGACCGGUGGGGAAGGGGAUGUUGACAGAACGCUAGCAUGCCAGGAAUGACAGGCCUGGAGGACCCAGACCUGGGGGGCUCACCAGCCUGCCAUCUCUGAACUUCUUACAGGAGAAAAAUAGACCCCCUGUGAGCUUGCCCUGUUGGGAACCCCAUCCCCAAACCGGUCCCCAAGACAGAGUGAUCACAGUGAGCUAAAGUAGUCACAGACAGCAGGCAGUCUUUCCUUUACUCUCACACCAUGACUUUACCCUCUUGCCAGUUCCCUAUGCAGAUCCUCCUUGCUCCCAGGCCUCCUCCCUUCCCCAAAGGAAUAUGAUCUUCCUUACAGAAUAUAACUACCCAUGUCUGUCUUUUUUGUUUUGUUUUGAACAUCAACCCAUUUUCAUAACUCUGUAAUUAUUGCAGUAGGAAGUAAGCAAUCAUUUUUGUCAGCUCCAGUCUCCGAAACUGGUGACUUUCCAAUAAACUUUACUGAGAAUGGACCUUUCUGGGUAGGUCUGGCACAGUUAAUUGAACAUGACAAAAUGUAUGGCUGAAAGACAUUUUCUUUCACAGCUGAGCUUGAAUUGCGAACAAUGUGCAGUGGUUUCAAGCUGUGCCCACAAACACAAUUCUACACGAUCACAAGGAACAUUUAUUUUUUCUUUUUUCUUUUUAGUGGUUGCUUAAACAAGUGGUUAUCCGUUAUGGCGCUGACAUUGGAAACGGCGAAAUGCUGGCAACCGAAUCAAAGCAAAAGUGCAAGACAGCUCAGUGCGCGCGUGGUUUGGUUCCUUGAAUGCAAAGGCUUGCGUUUUCAUUUCCUCUUAGUUUUGGUCCCGCCUCUUGGUGUAUCUUCUUGAGAAUGUUUUUUAAAGGAAAGGAAAAGAACAUAUUUCUCAUACUGCAAGCCAUCUUUCGUGUCAGUUCCCUUCUUUUUCCCGUCUCACUGGACUGGGUCCUCCUAACUUCUUUAUCGGUUGGUGAGUCGCUUUGCUCUCUCCGGUGUUGCCCGGCCUUCAGUGAGUCCUGCGCAGACCACGAAGUGCCCGGCCCUCCUUCCCAGCUCUCCACCAGGGCUAAACGCUUCCAGGCUGAGAAAAAUAGCCAGGAGGAAGCGCAGCGUGGAAGGAGGACCCCUCUCCGGCAGGCCAUCCGCGCCUUGCCUGGCCCCCUCUCCGCCCCCGCUCCCUGCCCGGGCUCGCGAGAGACUAUCCGUGUGACACGUCCACCUCCUGGCAGCUCGCGGGUUCUCGCCCGGAGCAGCGGGGAGGAGGCGGCUGCGGCUUCCUGGGUGUGGGUCCCUGGAGGAGCCUGGAGCGCCGUCCGGAUGCGGCAGCCGAGCGGCCUCUCUGGGAGCCUCGGGAGACCCGUGCCAAGCCUGCCCUCAGUGCGCGCCACGGGCCAGCAGAGGGCUCUGGAUUUUGGUCCCUCCCCUUUCCCUCUGGGUCCCGGAGCACUCCAGCUCUCAGACCCUCCUCCCCCCAGGUACAGGCCGGCGGGAGAGGAGGACGCAUCUCUCCUCCCAGCACCCUACCAUGGGCAACACUUCCAGUGACUCCAGGCUCGAGAACUGCGAUGCUGAACAGUGGCUUCCCUCGGGUGAAAGUCCCGCCAUCAGUGCGGUGAUGUUCUCGGCCGGGGUGCUGGGAAACCUCAUCGCUCUGGCGCUGCUGGCGCACCGCUGGCGGGGGGACUCGGGGCGCAGCGCCGGCCCCGGGAGCUCCAUCUCGCUGUUCCAUGUGCUGGUGACCGAGCUGGUGUUCACCGACCUGCUCGGUACCUGCCUCAUCAGCCCCGUGGUGCUUGCUUCCUACGCACGGAACCAGACCCUGGUGGCACUGGCGCCCCAGAGACGCGUGUGCACCUACUUUGCCUUCUCCAUGACCUUCUUCAGCCUGGCUACCAUGCUCAUGCUCUUCGCCAUGGCCCUUGAACGCUACCUAGCCAUCGGGCACCCCUAUUUCUACCAGAGCCGGAUCAAACGCCGCGGCGGCUUGGCCGUGCUUCCCAUCGUCUACACAGCCUCCCUGCUGUUUUGCUCCUUGCCGCUGCUGGGCCACAGGCAGUACGCCCAGUACUGCCCUGGGACGUGGUGCUUCAUCUGGCUCGAGCAGACUACGUACCUUAGGCUUUACGCCACCCUGUUGCUGCUCCUCAUCAUUGCGGUGCUCGUCUGCAACUUCAGUGUCAUCCUCAACCUCAUCCGCAUGCACCGCCGGGGCAAGAGGAGCCGCUGCGGACCCUCCUUGGGCGGCAGCCGCAGGAGAGGGGAAAGGGUGUCCAUGGCAGAGGAGACGGACCAUCUCAUUCUCCUGGCUAUCAUGACCAUCACCUUUGCCAUCUGCUCCUUGCCUUUGACGAUUUUUGCAUAUAUGAAUGAAACCUCCCGAAAAGAAAAGUGGUACCUCCAAGCUCUUAGAUUUUUAUCAAUUAAUUCAAUAAUCGACCCUUGGGUCUUUGCCAUCCUGAGGCCUCCUGUUCUGAGACUCAUGCGUUCAGUCCUCUGUUGUCGGGUUUCAUUAAGAGCACAAGAUGCAACACAAACUUCCUGUUCUGCUCAGUUGAAUGUCGGUAAAUAGGCUGACCCUUGAGGACAGCAAUUAAGGAGUGCUUAUUAGCCAGCCUCUGGAAGAUCAUUUUGAAAUGUUUCCUUGGCAAAAUGGGAAAAAGUUAGAUUUUAAACACACUGAAGCUACCCUGAUAAAACAGAGUAAAAAAACAUUUCAGCAGUGGCGUGGGCUCCAGACAUGCUGACAAGGCACUUUAUGGAAGGUGUCAGAAGGAUCUAUAAAACCUACCCUCAGUGAGCAUGUUCCAUGGCCUUUAGAAGAACAACCAACAGCACUUAAGAUCCAGUGCCUUUUGAUUUAAGCUUUCCUGUUGAAUGAGAGCAUGUAGUUUUGUAAUUUGUUUAAAACCCCUAAAAGUCACUGUGUUUUCUAUUUUAAUCUUCUAGGCUAGUACCAUUAUAAACAUACAGUGUACAGUCAGACCAGAUAAAACGUCUUACAUAUUCUCUAGGAAGUGGGUAUGUGGAAGCAACCAAGCCUGGUGUCCCGUUAUUGCUUAACAAUGAGUUUGAAAAUCACAGGUACUUUGUACUGUAACGUUUGUGUAUGUGGGAGUAGUCUCUCGUCAUGACAGUAUUACUCCUGAAAGAGUGGGCUCAGCUGGUUAACAUCAGCCUUUUUACCAGUCCGCCAGAAGCUGUGUGUCAGAAUGUCAGGUUAUUUAUUUUAUAAUGUCCAUUGUGCUACUUGUAACCAAGAAGACUAGGAAUUUUCCUCUCAACAACAAAUAGUAGGCUAUUAAGAGAGAAAAUUCCAAUUAAUACUCUUCAUUCUAUUUUCAGGGAAAGGUAUAUGCAGCUAUGAAGCCAAAUAUUAGGAUUAAAAACUGAAAAAUCUGGUCAGUUCUUCAGAUACACUGUAACUUUUAAUCCCAACGUUGAGGCCAUGACUAACAUCCACUUUAUAAGAUGACUGCGUUGUAGCAAAAUUCAUCUAUGUGUCUAUAUUUUUAUCUAGGAAACAUGGCUUGACUCAUACUAUAUAGGAAAUCAUGUAACAUUGAGUCAUGUCUUAAUAUAUUUCUAAAUCUAAAUAUUUGGGAUGGUGGAAAUUUGGCAUCAAAAUAUUUCAGUGAAUUUGCACUGUUUAAUCAUAUCUUAGUUUACAGUGUAAACUCAUCUGAAAUGUUACAAACAUAAACUAUAAAAGAAAAAUUUGAAAUUGGAAUAGUAUUUGAUGAAUCCCUGGCAAAUAGCAUUUUAUAAUUAGUGUAGAUAUAAUAGUUUUUUAAACAAGAGAUAAAACUAGAAAUUUUUUUUUAAUUUGGCAGGUUUUUAAAAUUAUGGUUGCAUUGUAAAUUAGAAUUUAAAAUAUUCAAUACAGUACUUGGCAUUAGAGGAGUUUUUUUUCCCCUUAUAGCAUGUUCUUCAAAAUAGUGGAACCACCUUAUUUUUUUGCAGUGUUAUUACAACAUAGCUGUUAUUUAAAAAAAAAAAAAAAGGUUAGUUUUUUCCAAACUCUCAUUGAGUUGCUUACGUAAAACCAUUUCCUAUAAGUAGUUAUCAGAUUAGAUCAUCACUUACAAGUGAUUCCAAACCAAUCUAGAAGUCAGUGUAUUUUGACACAAUCUAUGUCAAAUCAGCCCUUAUUUUAAAAAGAAUAAAUAAAUGGUAUGCUUUUCUACUAAUUUAAACAAACCAGGCAAAAUUUAACUUAGCUAAAAUCUGGACGUAUAAAUAAAUCUUCCCUGUCCAUCAAGUAUUCUAAAGUUAAGAAAUUGUUCUAAAAAGGACUAAUUAGGCUCAUGGGUAAUUCCUAAACAUAAAAUUCUGAAGUUUCUUUGAAUCUGGAAGAUUGAUUUCUUUUAUCAGAUGACUUCUUUUUCCUCCAGAUGAAAAUGUUAACUACAAUCAUUUACCCUACCUCACCACCCCCAAAAUUCUGGAAUAAUGCCUGAGAACUUAAAAAAAAAGCAAAGAAAAGCACAAACUGGGACAUAAUACCAAUGGUGGGGACAAAUGAUUCAUUC